AUGGUUGAUGAUACAAUUACCUUAAAUCUUGAGCUGACAAAUAGGAACCAUGCUUUUUUCUUCAGAUGGGUACUUUUUGGGAAAUCUGACCUGAUUUUUUCUUUUCUCCCCUCAUCUCCUGUAAGUGUGCAACCUCACAGGCCCACCACAAAUCCAAACACUUCCAAAUUUGCUCAGAAAUUUGGAGGAGCUGAGAAAUGUUCCAGAUGUGGAGAUUCGGUGUAUGCAGCAGAGAAAGUCAUAGGAGCAGGGAAGCCCUGGCACAAAAAUUGUUUCCGAUGUGCCAAGUGUGGAAAGAGCCUCGAGUCGACGACUCUGACAGAGAAAGAAGGGGAAAUCUAUUGCAAAGGUUGCUACGCAAAGAACUUUGGACCAAAGGGUUUUGGUUACGGCCAGGGAGCAGGGGCCCUCGUCCAUGCACAGUAAAGGAGAGGACAUCUGAGACAGCGAGAACCACAGCGCCACGCACUGAGACUCUGUAUCAAGGCACAGAGAAUCUCUUACUACUAAACUACUGUGAAAACUAUCCCAACUAUACCAACAAUACCAGCAUUUGUGUACUGUUUGUUACUAUGUAUUUGGAGACACUAAUUUGUAGGAGGAAAGCAUUUCAUUGACUCUUUUUGCUUUAGAACAUACUUACUCUGAUUUUAUAUAGCAAUUGGCUAGCUUUUGUUUUUAAAACAACUUUUGUUCUUUCAAUAAAGUUUCGCAUGGCUUCUGA
Molecule: messenger RNA, 724 nt
Organism: Gracilinanus agilis (Agile Gracile Mouse Opossum)
Lineage: Eukaryota; Metazoa; Chordata; Mammalia; Didelphimorphia; Didelphidae
Gene: CSRP2
Product: cysteine and glycine rich protein 2
Exons: 4
Coding region: 1-426 (141 amino acids)
Biological process (GO): muscle tissue development; sarcomere organization
Cellular component (GO): cytoplasm; nucleus; Z disc
Molecular function (GO): actinin binding; structural constituent of muscle
Source: RefSeq, a predicted model, not a curated record